AUGUCAAUAGCAAGGUUUGAAGUGGAGAAAUUCGAUGGCAAAGGAGACUUUGGACUAUGGAAGGCCAAGAUCAAGGCGAUUCUCGACCAGCAGAAAGCUCACAGAGCCCUCCUUAACCCAUCAACACUCUCUGCCACUAUGACAGCUCAAGAAAAAGAAGACUGGGAGCUGGCAACCUAUGAUCAAGAAACUGCAUAUAGGAUAUGGACUAAGCUAGAAGAGUUAUAUGCUACUAAAGAUCUUCCUAGCAAAAUGUAUCUUAGCGAGAAAUUCUUCACAUUUAAAAUGGAUUCAUCUAAAACUUUAACUAAUAAUUUUGAUGAGUUCAAGAAAAUUGUUGCUGAAUUUAAAACUCUAGGAGAAAAACUUAGUGAUAAAAAUGAGGCCUAUGUGCUUCCAAACUCCUUGCCUGAAUCCUAUAAAGAAAUAAAAAAUGCUCUAAAGUAUGGAAGAGAUAGUAGAAGCACAUACACUAUAAUCUCAGCCCUAAGAACUAGAGAGCUAGAGUUACAGAUUGAUAGAAAGAAUCAUCCUAAUGGUGAAGGUAUGCUAGAUGCUAUUAGGUGUGAGUACAGGGGUAAAGGAGGAACCCUUGAGGUGCUAAAGGAUACUAAAGUAAUAUUACUUGGGAAGAAGAUAAAUGACUUAUUUGUGGUCAAAUGA
This is a messenger RNA of Benincasa hispida (wax gourd), 663 nucleotides long. NCBI's taxonomy places the organism in Eukaryota, Viridiplantae, Streptophyta, Magnoliopsida, Cucurbitales, Cucurbitaceae. The record is from RefSeq and is a predicted model, not a curated record.